Molecule: messenger RNA, 1860 nt
Organism: Symbiodinium pilosum
Lineage: Eukaryota; Dinophyceae; Suessiales; Symbiodiniaceae
Source: the annotation of a GenBank genome assembly
AUGGCCCGCAUCCAGGAGCUUCAGACUGAGCUUGGUGCUGAUGGUGGUGUGGCCUCGCCAGCUUCGCUGCCUGGUACGCCAGGUCCCACCGAGUUUUAUUUGCCGAAGUCAGCUGGCACCUUUGCCCCCGGCCUGCUUGCUAGGCCUUUGGCGGCCAGGCAACUUAGCCAAGACACUAUGAAGCUCGGUACUCAAAACAGCUUUGAGUCGGAGACGCAAGCAGCACAUGUGACAACACCAGAAACGCGAGCCGGCUGCCCACUUACCACGCCAGGCAGAGAGCAGGUCCAAACAGCAGAGUGUGCCACAGAGGAAACAAGGCAGACAGCCCAGCUUCCACCACAGACCACACCAGGAUCAGCCGAGACCACAGCAAGAACAGGCAAGCUCUCACCACAGACCGCACUAGGAUCAGCCGAGACCACACCAGGAACAGGCAAGCUCUCGCCACAGACCGCACCAGGAUCAGCCGAGACCACACCAGGAACAGGCAACCUCUCGCCACAGACCGCACCAGGAUCAGCUGAGACCACACCAGGAACAGGGCCUAGCACAUCAGUCGAGACCACAGCGCAGGCUACACUAGAGUCGGCAAUGGGUGGUUUGCGUAUAGAUAGCAAUGGACGCGCAGACUCCAAUGUCUGGGAGCACGAUCGACAGCCUGACGCAGAUCAGCUUUCAACAUACGGUUCCCACAAGGAAGAUGCAGUGGCCCGAAUGCCAAGUGAGAUCUCACCCGAUCAGAGUCCAAACUCCCAGGCCCUGCUGACCAAGAAGAUCCGAAGACACUUCCAGCCGAACUCCAAGGGCCAGAUCAAGGAGGAAAAGGAGGAGGAAGAGUUAAUGGGCGGGUGGCACACGCAAGUGAGCCUCGAGAUGGAGAAUUGGGAGAUGAUCAAGAACUCCAAACGAUGGGCUCAAGCCCGAAAUUUGCUGCGCAAGAACAAAGACCCUACUGGAGAAGCUCUAUUGUCUUCUGACAUCAAUGCCGAGGAUGUUAUGAGAGGGGCUGAUGCUGAUGCCCGGGCGGUUCAAAUGACUACUUCGUCUGCUGGGGCUAGUGGGCCUGGGAAGAAUCAGCUACAGCUGCCGGUUCUCCAGGAGAAUGCAGAUGUCAACAGCCUGUUGCCUAUCUACGUGGAUGUUGUUGGGAAGAAGCUCGACAAGUGCGCGGAAGCUAAGGACUGCGUACAUGAGAGACUCGACAAUCUUGGUGUGGAGCGUGCUGCAAGGCUGGCUCAAGAAAUGGAUGCCCAGAUUGAGAAGUACCAGAAGAUCUACGACAGCUUGCUCGAUGCCCAAACCAGCAUCAUGGAGAACCCUUCGAGGUCCUACAAAGAGCAGUUGAUGCGGCUCUUUAUUGCUUGCACGAAGGCUGACGUUGCCAUUAACAAUCUGAUGACCAUGAAAGCUCCCACCAGCAAGAAGGAGAAAGACCCUACUCCGGAGAAGAAGGGUGAGCAAGAUUCCGAGGAUGAAUUGGCCAAUGAACUUCUUUAUGACUACAUGCAUGGGGGAGAAUCCGCCUACCGCACUACAAAGAUUGCCAACAUGAUAUGCCGCGCUGGCAAACAUCGAGACUUGGCUGGGAUGUGUUCCGUACAGGCCUGGACCUUGAGCGAGUUAUUCCCUUUGCUCAUCAUGGUGAUGAAGGGCGAGGAUUGCGUAAAUGGUGCCCAUGUCCACAUGGCCUGCAUUGCGGGGAAAGGGGCGUACCUCCUGGCCACUGGAUAUCAGUGCAUCGACAAGUGCCACCUUUGCGAAGCAACGGACAAGCAACAACUCGUGGCCUACCAGUCUGGGAGGCAAGGCUUUCGACACAGGCGUGGUUUGCCAGAAGAUGAUGACAAGGCCGUCUGA